UCCCCCACCCCUUCUCCGAAUCAGAAAGUAAAUUCAAUUUCUCAAACCCUUUUAAAAUUCAAAUUCUGCCUCAAAUCCUUUCUCAUAGCUUUGAAUCAAUCUGUUUCCCGAUCAUAGAUUUCCUCUCGUUUUCUUCUCAAAAGCAAAAGAUGGCUUUGAGACCCAUAGAUAAUGCACUGCCCAUCUCUCCAGACAAUCCUAGACUCAAGAAACAUGCCAAGGUGUCGAUUCAAACCCAGAAAAGAGCUCCCGAGGUUGGCGUAAAUGACGAGAACAAAGCUCCUUUGCCGCAACCCGUCGAUGCUUCCGUCGAUUACAUCGCUUCCGAGAAUCUCAAACCCUUUGAAGACCCAGAAUCAAACAUCCAAAGCUUGGUUGAAGGGUUAGAUUCAAAGGAUUGGGUAACGGUUUGCGAGUCAUUGAAUUUUGUUAGGCGUUUCGCUAUAUAUCACUCCGAUUUACUGCUUCCAGUCCUAGAGAAGGUGAUUUUGGUGGAGGUAAAGGCAAUGAAGAACCCAAGGAGUGCUCUUUGCAAGACUUCGAUUAUGGCUGCUUCGGAUAUCUUCGGUUCCUUUGGUGAAAAGAUGCUUGAUUCUAGUGCAUUUGAUCAGUUGUUAUUGCAGUUGUUAUUGAAAGCUUCUCAAGACAAGAAGUUCGUGUGCGAAGAAGCCGAUAAGUCUCUGACGGCGCUGGUUAACUCCAUUGCUCCUUUACCUCUUCUUCAAAGGCUCCACGGAUUUGUUAACCAUGGCAACCUUAGAGUCCGAGCCAAAGCUGCAGUUUCCAUUUCCAAUUCCGUUUCAAAGAUGGGAUCCGAAGAAAUUGGAGAGUUCAGGUCGGUUUCGUUGCUACAAAUAGCUUCAGAUCUGUUGAAUGACAGAUUACCAGAGGCCAGAGAAGCACGAGAAGCAGCGAGAAGCAUCGUGUUUUCUGUAUACAAAACAUUUAUGGAAAACGAAAAGCCGAAUCCAGGGGAGGCUUGGCAAAGCUUUUGUGAGACGAAUUUGACAACCAUUCAAGCUCAGUCCAUGAUCAAAGUUAUUUCUUCUUCUUCACAGUAGAAUAAUGCUUUGAGAUUUGAAAUUCUGUCAUGUAAAUGCUGUUUUUACAUUAUUUCUGAGUAGAAAUGUCGAUGUUCUGGUCUGGUAUGGCCAUAGAACUCUUGUUUCCUCCACUUUGUUCUUUUUUUAGUGAUGGAAUAAUACACUAUCAGCCAAUU
This is a messenger RNA of Hibiscus syriacus, 1219 nucleotides long. RefSeq names its product TOG array regulator of axonemal microtubules protein 1-like. Lineage: Eukaryota; Viridiplantae; Streptophyta; Magnoliopsida; Malvales; Malvaceae. Gene Ontology annotation, cellular component: cytoplasmic microtubule. Gene Ontology annotation, biological process: microtubule cytoskeleton organization. The record is from RefSeq and is a predicted model, not a curated record. Gene Ontology annotation, molecular function: microtubule binding.